Pogonomyrmex barbatus (red harvester ant) is the source of this 1032-nucleotide messenger RNA. Its product is annotated as progestin and adipoQ receptor family member 4. NCBI's taxonomy places the organism in Eukaryota, Metazoa, Arthropoda, Insecta, Hymenoptera, Formicidae. The record is from RefSeq and is a predicted model, not a curated record. Gene Ontology annotation, cellular component: membrane. Gene Ontology annotation, molecular function: signaling receptor activity.
AUUUCUAAUAUAAAGUUUUUUAUAUAAAAAGAGUUCAUUAUAGAGUUCAUCAAAAAUCAAAGUCAAAGACUGAAGGGUGGAUUCCUACAAAGGUCGCAAUCCCACGAUACCGUGUUUUUAAUAACAUCAAAGGACUUUGUCCCGAAAAUGCAUUUGCCCGAAGGCAUUCUGUAUGAGCGAUCGUGUGUGUUUGCAGGAUUUGCUAUCCUGUACAUGUUGGUGACCGUACCACAUCUACUCCCAUGGAAUACAAAGGGAACACUCGUGGGAAUUCUGUCCUGGUGCCAUUUGAUCGGCGCUGUUAGUCCGUGGGUUGGAUCCUUCCUGUAUCAUCUCUUCAUGAACGUGAAUUACGACGAAGUUUUCUACAGAACACUGCUGAAAGUCGACAUGAUCGGCAUAUGGCUGUGCCAGAGUUUCGGAGCUAUACCGAUGAUGGCAGCUGCUGUUCAUUGCCUUGCCGAUAACGUCUGGUACUGCUGCAUUUUUAUUUAUUGCUCCCUCAGUAUGUGGGGACUUUUAAAGGCGAUGACUGCGAGAUCACCGUGGGAAAGACGUUUAUGUUUCGCCCCUCCUUUCCUAAUGAGAAUGCUGGUCAUGGCGUUGAGGUGUUUCGGCAUUGGUGGCGGAUCACCCGAGGCUCUUACUCAUAUAAUAUUACAGGAUUUCAUAGCUGUGAUAGGUGCAACCAUUGGCGCUCUUCGCAUUCCAGAGAAGUGGAUCCCCGGCCGAUUGGAUUUAGCGCUGAAUUCUCAUAACGUGAUGCAUGUAAUGGUCGUCCUAGCGGUGUGCUCCAUGCACACCGCAACCUUGAAGGACCUCGCCUGGAUGUCCGAUCCGUCUACGUGCAAUAGAACAAGCCCUCUUCCUUCGGGUCGCGAAGAACUGUGAUUGAAUCAUGAAGAACGCGACGGCUUGCUGCAGUCUGUGAUAAAUCGAGCCUAUAACAACUGGCGAUUAGUCGAGCGCUUCGACAUUUGGAGACCAGAAAGUGCUGAAUUCUAUAAUAGAUAAAUCUAAGGAUAUCGAAAA